UUUAGCUUCUGCUUGCCUUGCCUUCUCUCAAAAGGUUGGAAGAAAACGAAACACACAAGCUUUGCUCUCCUCCCAAAAGCGAUUGAUUUCCUUUUCUGUUACCUCCUUUCUUCUAUCACUAAUCGAGAUUCCAGUAAUCGGAUCGAUGGCGUCGGGUCGGGUCAACGCGGGAUUCGAUUUCGGAUCCGAUGAUAUCCUCCGCACGUACGACGACUUCACCAACCAGGACUCCUCUAACGGUUCCAACUCCGAUCCUGCGAUCUCCGCCACCAACUUCAAUAAGGAGUUUAACAAGACUAGGAUGGCGAGGUCUUCGGUUUUUCCUACGAGCUCUUACAGUCCGCCUGAGGACUCUUUGAGCCAAGAUCUUACCGCCACUGUUGAAAGAACCAUGAAGAAGUAUACAGACAACGUGAUGCGUUUUCUCGAAGGCAUCAGCUCGCGCUUGUCCCAGCUUGAGCUCUACUGCUACAACCUUGAUAAGACUAUUGGUGAGAUGAGGUCGGAUUUGACUCGUGAUAACGAGGAGGCUGAUGUUAAGCUUAGAUCUAUGGAGAAACAUCUUCAAGAGGUUCGUAGAUCAGUACAGAUUCUCAGAGACAAACAAGAGUUGGCUGAUACUCAGAAAGACCUAGCGAGGCUUCAAGUUGUGCAUAAAGAUUCAUCUUCCCCGUCUCACUCCCAACAAAGCGAGGAGACUUCUGUUCCUGAGCCUAAGAAGAGUGAGAACACCUCUGAUGCACACAACCAGCAGCUUGCGCUUGCUUUGCCUCAUCAAAUACCACCACAGCCACCAGCGCAGCCACAGCCCCAGCAACAACAGCAGCAGCAGUUUUACAUGCCUCCUAAUACACAGCUUCAAAACACACCUGCACCUCCUCCACCAUCUCAGCCUCAAGCACCACCGGCGCAGGCUCAGUUCAUGCCCCAACCUCCUGCUCCAUCUCACCCAAGCUCAGCUCAAACUCAGUCGUUCCCGCAGUACCAGCAAAACUGGCCUCCUCAGCCACAGGCGAGGCCACAGUCCAGUGGAGGCUACCCAGCAUACUCGCCUGCACCACCAAGCAACCAAUCUCCAGUAGAACCGUUGCCAAGCAGCAUGCAGAUGCAAUCACCAUACGCUGGACCUCCUCAACAAUCGAUGCAAGGUUACGGAUACGUUGCACCACCACCACCACAGGCUCCUCCUCAGCAGACAAAGAUGUCUUAUAGCCCACAGACAGGCGAUGGGUAUCUACCCUCAGGACCUCCUCCUCCUCCCGGGUAUGCCAGUGCCAUGUAUGAAGGUGGGCGGAUGCAAUACCCACCAACUCAGCCUCCUCCGCAGCAACAGCAGCAAGGCCAUUACAUGCAAGGUCCACAAGGUAGUGGGUACGCACCUCAGCAGCAUCAGGGAGGUGGUGGCAACACAGGGACACCACCUCCGGUUCUAAGAUCAAAAUACGGUGAACUGAUAGAGAAGCUAGUAAGCAUGGGCUUCCGAGGAGAACACGUGAUGAGCGUGAUUCAGAGGAUGGAGGAGAGUGGCCAGCCUAUAGACUUCAACGCACUCCUCGACAGAUUGAGUGUUCAGUCCUCAGGAGGGCCUCCCAGAGGAGGGUGGUAAGAGAAGCCACAGUGGCUCCUCUUCUAGGCCCUAGUUUUAUUGGGCCCAAUAGAUUGGGCCUGUUGUGUAUUCUUCUUAUUGAACUCAAUUUAUGUUUUCCCCAAAUAAUUUCGUGUGCUUGUUUACUUUUAGUCUGUCACUUGAACCCAAAUCUAAACUCUUUGAGUUUACUAGGGUUAAACCGUACACGCGGGUGAACAAUUUCAAAACAGUUAAACA
Molecule: messenger RNA, 1825 nt
Organism: Raphanus sativus (radish)
Lineage: Eukaryota; Viridiplantae; Streptophyta; Magnoliopsida; Brassicales; Brassicaceae
Product: formin-like protein 20
Exons: 3
Coding region: 146-1606 (486 amino acids)
Source: RefSeq, a predicted model, not a curated record